AACGAGCCGACGCUUACUUAGAAAAUAAUGAACAAGUAAAGAAAAUAAUUGCGGAAUGCCAUUACUUAAACGAAAAAUAUCCAACUUUGGAAGCAAAAGGGGAAGUCCAAGAGCUUAUUUUGACCUCCAUUACUGAAACUUUGGCAGGAGGAGAAUUGAAUUUAACCGCUUUUUCUAACCUGGAAAAAGAUAAUUUACCAGCCCCUUACCAAUUGGAUUUAACUUUAUUACUAAAUCCUUCCACUUUCCCAUAUCCUGAAUUAGAAAGUAGUCUAUUAUCUAUUUACUUCCCCACUAAUCAAGACAUUACAGACGGUCAAAUGAUAAAAACGACCUUAGCCAAUAACCCGGAAAUGCGAAGUAUUGAAAAUACAAGCAUUGUCGAAGACCAAAGUAAAGAAAACUUGGCUUUUAAAGCCACUAUUGAUUAUCAAAAUGGCGAAUAUAUUAUCCAAGUCCAAUAUCAUUCUCAAAGUCCUUUUAGUAAAGAAAUCUCUGAGUUAGUUAUAGUUGCCCCUUUGCGGUUUGAGAUUGAAAAUUUGAAACAGAAGCAGGAGCAAUUGCCUACUUCGGAAAACUUUGAAAAACUAACUAAGCAAAAUCAAUUAUGA
Racocetra persica is the source of this 611-nucleotide messenger RNA. Lineage: Eukaryota; Fungi; Glomeromycota; Glomeromycetes; Diversisporales; Gigasporaceae. The record is from the annotation of a GenBank genome assembly.